AUGGCUGCUGAAUAUAAAAAGAUUUUAUAUGAUAUUCAAAGACAAGAAGGAAAUAAGAAUUGUGUAGAUUGUGGCUCACCUAAUCCACAAUGGGCCUCGGUAUCUUUUGGUAUAUUUAUCUGUUUAGAAUGUUCGGGUGUCCAUCGAUCAUUCGGAGUUCAUGUUAGUUUUGUUCGUUCUAUCACUAUGGACAAAUGGUACGAUGAUCAGAUAAAGAAAAUGCAACUUGGUGGUAAUACUGAAUGGCGAAAUUUUUAUGAAUCUUCAUCAGAUUAUUAUCCAGAGAUGUCAUUAAAAGAUAAAUAUCAUAGCAGUUUUGCUGCACAAUAUCGUGAAAAAUUAACUGCAAAAUGCGAAGGUAAAAAAUGGACGCCCUCACCAACUUCUGCUCGAAUAUCAAGUCGUCCAUCAUCAGCCAAUAGUAAUCGUUCAAAUUCAUCAACUCAAUCAUCAAAAUUUUCCUCUGCCAUUAAUGCUACAACAAAUGAAAAUAAUAAAAAAUCAUCGCCAACCACAUCAUCGUCAUCACCAUAUUUUGAAACUUUGGGACGUACAAACGAAACUCGGUCCGAGUAUCUACCACCUAAUCAAGGCGGUAAAUAUACUGGAUUCGGUAACCCUGCAUUUGCAAAUGAACAAUCCAACCCAUCAUCUUCAACUGUGCCAGAUUUAAAUGAUUUGAUGAAUGAUCCUGUCGGUGUAUUCGCCAAAGGUCUUAAUUUUUUGGGGCAAUCAAUGGUCGAGGGUGCUAAAUUGGCCGCACAAGGUGCCGAAACUUUGGGUCAAACAGUUAACGAACGUGUGAUAAAACCCACCACUGAAAAAGUUAGAGAUCCUGAAUUUACGCAACAAAUAUCUGGCUAUGUGUCAGGAAUUAGUAAAACAGUAUCAGAAACUGCUUCGCGUGGAAUGUCAACAAUCUCUAAUAUUUCUGCUACGAAUUCUUCAUCUGCCAGAUCAAAUUAUCCGACGCUAAGUUCCGACUUCAAUCAAUCAUAUCAAAAUAAUGGUGAUUAUGGUAAUAAUGAUGAUUUCUUCACCGAAACAAUUAAUCAUUAUCAGCAAAGAAAUUCUAAUAGUAGAAGUAAUUCUCCAAAAACUGUCAUUAAUGAUGCCAAGAAAGAUGGUAAAUGGGAUGAUGAAUGGAACAGUUGGUAG
Molecule: messenger RNA, 1158 nt
Organism: Entrophospora sp. SA101
Lineage: Eukaryota; Fungi; Glomeromycota; Glomeromycetes; Entrophosporales; Entrophosporaceae
Source: the annotation of a GenBank genome assembly